CACGCUUCACCGGGGGCUCAGCGCCGGACGCCGGACGGUGCUUUACUCCACACGGUGUACGGAAUACACGGCAUUGAAGCUCUUGAAUAUUUCUUCCUCUGGGCGCGUUUUGGUCGUAAUCUUCCUUUCUUAGCCUGAAGGCCUCGACUCGAGGCUAGUAGAGGGAUUUGGCAUGCAGAAGACCCAAUGCACUCACUUGCUUCACGGGAAACAAUGAUUGGAAUGGCAUCCUCUGUUCUCUCGUUCAGGCAGCUGUGCUCGGGAUGCGCUCGACGGAUCCGGGUGCCGACCGCAGCGCCGGCUCCGGUGUGGCGGAGACCCCUUGCCCUCGGCGCCCGGAGGGACUCAUCGCCAAUCUCUACAGUUACGCUAGCAUAUGACUUGCACCAGCCGGCGAAGCCCGUGGCUGAUAAACAGACAUCCCCGCUCAUUGUCAUGCACGGCUUGUUUGGUUCCAAGAAGAAUAACCGGACGAUAAGUAAGGUCCUCGCUCGCGACCUGGGCCGUCACGUCUAUGCUUUGGACCUUCGCAACCACGGCGAGUCACCACAUGAUGAGCGGCAUGACUAUCCUGCCAUGGCGGCCGACGUGGCCAACUUCAUCCGACAACACGGGCUGAAAGAGCCCACGCUGAUCGGACAUUCUAUGGGCGCCAAAACUGCCAUGACCCUUGCCCUUCAGGAGCCUGAUUUGGUCGCCAACCUCAUCGCCGUCGACAACGCGCCCGUCGACGCUCGUAUAUCCUCGGACUUCGCCCGGUACAUCCAGGGCAUGAAGAAAAUCGACGAGGCCGACGUCACGCGCCUGGCCGAAGCCGACAAGAUUCUCGAGCCGUACGAAAAGGACCUCACGAUACGACAAUUCCUUCUCGGCAACCUGCACCGCCCGACCCCGGCCAGCAAGGCGCAGAAGUUCCGCGUGCCGCUGCACAUCCUGGCCAAGGCGCUCGACCACAUGGGCGACUUCCCCUUCAAGGACCCGAACGAGGCCCGUUUCGCCAAGCCGUCGCUCUUCAUCCGCGGCACGCAGAGCAAGUACGUGCCGGACGAGCUGAUUCCGCUCAUUGGCCAGUUCUUCCCCCUGUUCGAGCUGGUCGACGUCGAGGCGGGCCACUGGGUCAUCUCGGAGAAACCCGAGGCCUUCCGGCAGGCCGUGCUUCGGUUUUUGGAACCCAAGGAGUAGCAUCAGGGUAUCGGCCGGA
Molecule: messenger RNA, 1201 nt
Organism: Thermothielavioides terrestris NRRL 8126
Lineage: Eukaryota; Fungi; Ascomycota; Sordariomycetes; Sordariales; Chaetomiaceae
Exons: 6
Coding region: 214-1182 (322 amino acids)
Cellular component (GO): mitochondrion
Molecular function (GO): catalytic activity
Source: RefSeq, a predicted model, not a curated record